UUCCCAAUCCAUUUCCAUUCAUCGUAAACCAAAGCCAAACCAAACUGAAAACUCUGCCAUCUCUUUCACUUUUGACAGUUCAUUCUCAAAAGAAUCAAUAAAAGAGAAAAUCUGUUCUUUUUUUCGUUUCUUUUGUUCCUUCUUUCUCUCUCCCUCUUGAACAUUACCGUAUAUAUGCCAUAUAGCAUCAAAGUGGAGACCGAGUUUUUUAAAAAACGCCAUUGAUUAGUUCCGAGAAACUCCCAAGGUUUUAUGGAGUUCCGGGGUUUAAAGACCAACAUGUUCGUGUUGCUGCUAAUGCUGUUUUCUUCAUGGGUUUGUUAUGUGGAAGCAACUGUGUCUUAUGACCAUAAAGCUAUCAUCGUUAGUGGCCGGAAAAGGAUUCUCAUUUCUGGCUCCAUUCAUUAUCCCAGAAGUACUCCUCAGAUGUGGCCUGAUCUUAUUCAGAAGGCCAAAGAUGGAGGUUUGGAUGUUAUACAAACUUAUGUCUUUUGGAAUGGACAUGAGCCUUCUCCUGGGAAAUAUUACUUUGAGGACAGAUAUGAUCUUGUUCGGUUCAUCAAGCUUGUUCAGCAAGCCGGCCUUUAUGUUAAUCUCCGGAUUGGCCCUUAUGUUUGUGCAGAAUGGAACUUUGGGGGAUUUCCUGUUUGGCUGAAAUAUGUUCCAGGCAUUGAAUUUAGAACAGACAAUGAACCUUUCAAGGCGGCAAUGCAAAAAUUCACGGAGAAGAUAGUCAGCAUGAUGAAGGCAGAAAAGUUGUUUGAAACACAAGGAGGUCCAAUAAUUCUGUCACAGAUAGAGAAUGAAUUUGGACCGGUUGAAUGGGAAAUUGGUGCUCCUGGUAAAGCUUAUACCAAAUGGGCUGCUCAAAUGGCUGUUGGUCUUGACACUGGUGUUCCGUGGGUUAUGUGCAAACAAGAUGAUGCUCCUGAUCCAGUUAUAAACACUUGCAAUGGUUUCUACUGUGAAAACUUUGUUCCAAACCAGAAAUAUAAACCCAAAAUGUGGACAGAAAACUGGACUGGCUGGUUCACCGCGUUUGGUGGCCCAACUCCUCAAAGACCAGCAGAAGACGUGGCAUUUUCAGUGGCAAGGUUCAUACAGAAUGGAGGUUCAUUCGUAAACUACUACAUGUACCAUGGAGGAACUAAUUUUGGCCGGACAGCUGGUGGUCCCUUCAUUGCUACUAGCUAUGAUUAUGAUGCUCCUUUAGAUGAAUAUGGGCUACUAAGGGAACCAAAAUGGGGACAUUUGAGAGAUUUGCAUAAAGCCAUCAAAUUAUGUGAAUCAGCUUUAGUUUCUACAGAUCCCAAAGUGACUUCACUUGGAAAAAAUCAAGAGGCUCAUGUUUUUAACCAAAAAUCUGGAUCUUGUGCGGCAUUCCUUGCUAACUAUGACACAACAUACUCAGUAAAAGUGAACUUUCGAAAUAUGCAAUAUGAACUGCCACCUUGGUCCAUCAGCAUCCUCCCUGACUGCAAAACUGCAGUUUACAAUACUGCUCGGCUUGGUGCCCAAAGCUCCGUGAAACAGAUGACACCUGUCAACAAAUUUUCUUGGCAGUCAUACAUUGAAGAAAGUGCCUCUUCUAGUGAUGAUAAAACUUUUACCACUGAUGGGCUGUGGGAACAAUUAAAUGUGACUAGAGAUGCUUCGGAUUAUUUGUGGUAUAUGACAAAUGUAAAUAUAGGCUCUAAUGAAGGAUUUCUGAAGAAUGGACAAGAUCCUCUUCUCAACAUUUGGUCUGCAGGUCAUGCACUGCAUGUUUUCAUUAAUGGUCAACUAUCAGGAACUGUUUAUGGUGGAAUUGACAAUCCAAAAUUAAGUUUCAGUCAAAAUGUCAAAAUGAGAGUUGGUGAUAACCAGAUUUCUUUGUUAAGUAUAUCUGUGGGUCUUCAGAAUGUAGGCACACAUUUCGAGCAAUGGAAUGCUGGUGUGCUAGGUCCAGUAACAUUGAAGGGUCUCAAUGAGGGGACAAGAGACUUGUCUAAACAGAAAUGGUCUUACAAGAUUGGUCUGAAAGGUGAAGAUUUAAGCCUUCAUACCGUUAGUGGGAGCGGCUCUGUUGAAUGGGUAGAAGGAUCAUCAUUGGCCCAAAAACAACCAUUGACAUGGUACAAGACUACUUUCAACGCACCGGCAGGCAAUGAUCCUUUAGCUUUGGAUAUGAAUACCAUGGGAAAAGGGCUGAUUUGGAUCAAUGGUCAGAGCAUUGGGCGCCACUGGCCUGGAUAUAUAGCACAUGGUAGUUGUGGUGCUUGUAAUUACGCCGGAACUUAUACAGACAAGAAAUGUCACACGAACUGUGGACAGCCAUCUCAAAGAUGGUAUCAUGUUCCACGCUCAUGGCUGAAUCCAACUGGAAACCUGUUGGUUGUGUUUGAAGAAUGGGGUGGUGAUCCAAGUGGAAUUACUUUGGUCAAAAGAACAACAGGAAGCGUAUGUGCUGAUAUUUUUGAAGGGCAACCAGCCUUAAGCAACUGGAACAUAAUCUCCUCUGGAAAAUCAGAUAAAAUGCAAUCCAAAGCCCAUUUGUGGUGUCCUCCUGGGCAGAAAAUCUCGAAAGUAAAGUUUGCUAGCUAUGGGUUACCACAAGGAACAUGUGGAAGCUUUCGUGAGGGUAGCUGUCAUGCUCACAAGUCAUAUGAUGCUUUUCAACGGAAUUGCAUUGGAAAGCAGUCUUGUUCAGUAUCUGUGGUUCCUGAUGUUUUUGGAGGCGAUCCAUGUCCAAACGCCAAUAAGAAGCUUUCAGUCGAGGCUAUCUGCAGCUAAAAUUCAGAUAUCCAAAGUUUACAAAGGUGAUAAACUUCAACACUACCAGAGGGCUGAAGUUUACAACUAUACAUCUAUACCACACAAUUUGGCUCAAGCCAAGAAUAAAUUGUUAAGUAGUUAGAAAGAUGCUUUAUGUACAUAGGCAAAUUUUUUGUCAAUAUAGGCAAACAUAGGGUCAGUCCUAUAUGAAAAAGUUUUAGUUCGCAAACCUUCAUAUAGGUAAGCCUUCAGCUUACUGGUUUCAAUCUUCAUCUGGAAAUUUCCAGUGGAAAUCAAUUGUAUUGUCUUUGUAUGUGUAUGAAUAAACUGGAAGUAAUAAAUAGAAGCUUUUCAAUAGCAUUUGGUUUC
Messenger RNA from Pistacia vera, 3123 nucleotides. RefSeq names its product beta-galactosidase-like. Gene Ontology annotation, cellular component: vacuole; cell wall. The transcript is spliced from 19 exons. Lineage: Eukaryota; Viridiplantae; Streptophyta; Magnoliopsida; Sapindales; Anacardiaceae. Gene Ontology annotation, molecular function: carbohydrate binding; beta-galactosidase activity. The record is from RefSeq and is a predicted model, not a curated record. The coding region runs from base 253 to 2772 and encodes 839 amino acids. Gene Ontology annotation, biological process: carbohydrate metabolic process.